AUGGUCGUUCCUACCCAGCCCUUUAACGACUUAGAACUAGCAGUUUCGCCCAUAAAACUCGAAUCAGAUGAUUCGGACGCAAUUUACCUCGUUGACGUCAAACCAAGCUGCUCGACUGCUUCAUGGAGUUCAAAAGCAUUCAGUGACAAGCUAUCAGAGAUUGUGAAAGGAAUUGUUCCAUUUCUCGUCACCCUUCUGAAGAUCGUCCUCAUCGUCGCUAGCCACCUCGUAGCGCUCGUCCUGGCAGAAACAUGGGCUUCCUUAUGGUUUGCCGGGAUUCGAGGCAUCUUGGGCUUCGACAAAAGUGAUACGCCCUCCACCCUUCCACCAACACCGCCUGAGAAGUCAUCUGUUCAACUGUCAUGGUUCGAUUCUCUAUUCGCCGCUGUCGCCGUUAGUGUUUGGACAGUCAUGGCAUCCAUCGCCUUCAUCAUCGGGAUUGUUGGAUGUUUUGCGAUCGUGGCUUCAAUGGGUUACUUUAUAGCCCCAUAUGUGAGAUUGGUUGUUGAUCCUAUCGUGCGGAAGUUCUCUCAAGUGCUAAGGCCUUGGUACACGGAACAAAUUGAGCCCCUGUUUGCCGCCUGGCGACCAUCGUAUACUCCUUUACAUGACCAAGUAUCCGUUGAAGGAGAACUUGAAAUUCUUGGUGUAACAGAAGGAAAUUCUUGGAGAAGCCAGUGGCUCCAAAAAGUAUCCACGCUUUUCCAAGAGGCAACUUCCCCAUUCAAGAGUCCUGGGCCGCGUCUUCAAGUGAUCUGCGACCUUCUGGCCCUAUUCCCACCAUUUGCAUGGUCCACGAUGUGGUUGUACGGUAUGUUCAAGAUUUGGCAGGGCGGGUUAGCAGGACCGGAUGAAACAGGUUUUUUCAUGUGGAUUUUUUUACGUCGUAUCAAGACCGGUGCCGAGUAUACACCCUUAGAAAAGCGAAGGGCAGCUUCCCGCAUGGGGAUAGAAAACCCCAAGGGGCCGAUGGCAGAAGAGGGCACCGGAGGGAAGGAGGCUAGUCGUGCCGCCAUUCGAAAGAUGCGCUAUCGUCACGGUCAUUUCCUACUCAUCGGAACGUGGGGUCAGGCUUAUCCUAUGAAUGAAAGAGGGCAUACCUCGGCGAAACCACCCGGACUCACAAGGGGCGGGUAUGGGUGCAACGUGGUCGUCGUGUAUGCAAUAUUGGGACAAGGGCGACAGGGCGUCGAAAACGGCAUCCCACAGCGCCCGCCGUUGUGUCAUAUUCGCGCCUCUGAAGACGGAGCACAGAGGGUCCGUUAA
Messenger RNA from Laccaria bicolor S238N-H82, 1266 nucleotides. RefSeq lists its product as uncharacterized. The transcript has 7 exons. NCBI's taxonomy places the organism in Eukaryota, Fungi, Basidiomycota, Agaricomycetes, Agaricales, Hydnangiaceae. The record is from RefSeq and is a predicted model, not a curated record. Bases 1 to 1266 code for a protein of 421 amino acids.